Molecule: messenger RNA, 384 nt
Organism: Sapajus apella (tufted capuchin)
Lineage: Eukaryota; Metazoa; Chordata; Mammalia; Primates; Cebidae
Product: 60S ribosomal protein L36a-like
Exons: 1
Coding region: 8-328 (106 amino acids)
Biological process (GO): translation
Cellular component (GO): cytosolic large ribosomal subunit; ribosome
Molecular function (GO): structural constituent of ribosome
Source: RefSeq, a predicted model, not a curated record
CACAAACAUGGUGAACAUUCCUAAAACCCACCGGACUUUCCGUAAGAAGUGUGGCAAGCAUCAACCCCACAAAGUGACACAGCACAAGAAGGGCAAGGACCCUCUGUAUGCCCAGGGAAAGCAGUGUUAUGACAGGAAGCACAGUGGCUAUGCUGGGGAAACUAAGGCAAUUUUCUGGAAAACAGCUAAAACUACAAAGAAGAUUAUGCUAAGGCUUGAGUGUGUUGAGCCCAACUGCAGAUUUAAGAGAAUGCUGGCUACUAAAAGAUGCAAGCAUUUUGAACUGGGAGGAGAUAAGAAUAGAAAGGGCCAAGUGAUCCAGUUUUAAGUGUCAUCUUUCUUUUAUGAAGACAAUAAAAUAUUGAGUUUAUGUUAAAAAAAAAA